Schistocerca nitens (vagrant locust) is the source of this 822-nucleotide messenger RNA. RefSeq lists its product as uncharacterized. The record is from RefSeq and is a predicted model, not a curated record. Lineage: Eukaryota; Metazoa; Arthropoda; Insecta; Orthoptera; Acrididae. Bases 74 to 325 code for a protein of 83 amino acids. The transcript has 4 exons.
AGGAAGGCCGGCGGCCGUUCGCCAGCACAUUCUCAGUCCUGCCCGUUGCAGCUGAUCCGACGCAGUCCUCAACAUGCUCAAGCUGGUUGCCGUGCUCCUCCUGGUGCUGGUGGCGGUGGUGUCGGCGCAGCAAGGUGCGUACGACCAAUUCUUCAACCUGAACACGGCGCGCGACCCUCGUACCAACACCGGACCCAUCCAGUUUCCGCCAGCGCCUCCCAGCCUGGACAGCAGCGGGGUCGUCGUGGGCGCCUCGGGGUACGGUUUUGUACCACCCGGCACGCAAAACCGUCGCCCUCUGUCCGUCGGCCGCCACUUCUUCUGAACCCUCCACCACCGCCACGCACGGUCACGAGCAGCAAUGCGAUGUGACGCGAGCGAGUCUCAGCCAUCCAGCACCACACCAGCUCCCAGCACCUCACCCCACCCGCCAUCACACUUCCGCCGCAGAGCAGAAUCUGCCAACAAAGCUGUACUUCACACACUUGGCCACAACCACCGGUCCAUCGACUGUCGCGAGGCAGAGAGCAUCAGUGGGCGAGCGAGCAAUGCGCUCUCGUCUGUCUGUCUCUCGCACCUCGACUCCGUCCACUUCUGCACUGUCGAAUCACUACACGAGCAGGCGGGCGUCUGACCACGCUGCCGAUCUGGUGACGCAGCCGGCUCUGACGUAGAUGCCAUCGUCACGAACUGCUGUUACCAACGACAUCCAUGUAUUUAUUGUCACUAUUGUCAUUUCAUUGUAACUGUUAAUGCGUGUGAUUCUCUGUGAUUGCUGGUUUUAUCAUGUUGAUAAUAAAUGCAGUUGCGGAGCUAUUAAAA